Pomacea canaliculata is the source of this 2570-nucleotide messenger RNA. RefSeq lists its product as uncharacterized. The coding region runs from base 528 to 1139 and encodes 203 amino acids. Lineage: Eukaryota; Metazoa; Mollusca; Gastropoda; Architaenioglossa; Ampullariidae. The transcript is spliced from 6 exons. The record is from RefSeq and is a predicted model, not a curated record.
CCCUAGUGGUGGUCGGGGAUCGAGCGACGUGAGCAGCAAGUGAAAAUCACCGACAGAGAAGUGAGAAGCAUUCCUGUAGCUGCACCAUCACACCUCCCUAACCCCCCGUACACCCCUUUAACAACAGCCUACAGGGUACACAAGCUGGUGUGGGUGUCCUACAGUACAUCAGUACAGCAGUACAGCAGUACAUCAGUACAACAUCAACAGCCAGCGUCUGGCGGACACAAACUCAAGAAAGACUGACUCGCCGUACUCUCUCACUAAACUCCUGUCGUGGGAGGAGCAUUGACAGGGAGGAUAAUGAGAAGUGACUACCACUAGGGGGGGAGGUGUAUGUGACAGUAAGAAAGGGAGACCUACCUUCAACAUUCGCCAUAAACACACAAGGGGGGCUGGUGGAGGUGUGUCCCGCCACAGGGCGUUACGCGAUACCACGUGCCAGAAAUAGUUUUGAGAAAUUACCAGAAAAUUGUAAGAAGAGGCGGCGAGAGUGCAGCCUGCUCCUAGUCUCCUGCCUGCUGCACAUGGCGCCACUCGUGCCACUGACUUCUGUCCACAGCACAGUCGUCGUGGACGUGAUGAUAGUCAUCGCUCUUGUCGUCAGCAACGUCAUCCCGGCGGCCGGACAGGAACACCCGCUGCGGCAGAUGCAGCUGGAGAUACCGGAGGGCGCGGUGAUGGUGGAGUGUCGGUUCAACGUGUCCAACCUGGUGCUUGUCAACAUGUCGGAGAGAGGACAGCCCCACAAUGUGUUCGCUGGGGUCAAGGAGAGGAGGUGUGAAAGGUUACUGACCUUCUCACACUGUCGGUUCACCGAGGAUUCUGUCACCCUGUGGGCAGUCUUCACAAACGUGACAGUGGCAGCUGCUCGCACCGUCUUCUGCAACCAGACGACCAUCGCAGACGAUACGACUGUCGACAAGUCUUUCAACAUCACUUUGGGAGAUUAUAUCACACCAGCACCAGACAUCGGGACUACUACUGUUGCCACAACAGAGAAAGCUACAGCAGCUACCCUGCAGGCCUCCUCAUGUCCACUAAAUGAAGCGUCUACAUCGUCGGUGAGCAUCCUGCUGGUUGCUGUGGUGGUGGUGCUGGCAGUCCUCACAUCACAUCAGCGCCUCCCAUGCAAGUGAUGAAUUCAUUCGACAGUCAACAGGGAGUCAUCCAUUUCCUCUGUUUAUGUUUCAAGCCUCACUCCGGGUAGAUGAACAGUUCUGGGAGGUCGUCUGUACGGACAAGCAGGCGAAUAGUUGCUACAGUCACAAACAUUGUGUGUGUGUGUUGGAGAGUGUGUGUUGGAGUGUGUGUUUGUGUGUUGGAGAGAGAGAGAGAGUAUUUAUCGUCGCGUGCUGUGGUUUGCUGCCUUGUGGGUGAGGUGCUGCACCAGGGUGAAUGGUGGAGGGAAGAGCCCCCCAGUGGCAGUGGCUGUCGAGGUCUGAAGACUUGAAGCUGUGUGUCUACGACCUGUUGCCCUCCAGCUGUGCGCUACUCCUACACAGCUGUCCAUACAGCAGCUGCCGCAGCAGGCGACGGUGAGGUAUGGCGGCUGGCGUGUCCACCUACAAUAUGAGGAUGUGGAUGGUGGGACGUGGCAAGACGUCUCUGUCGGCAGGUGUCGCUACUCGGGUAGACUGUCAGCCUGCUGGUGAGCUUGGCACCACUCGCUCUGACACUGUCAACCACAGCCUCAGCCACUCCAUUGUUGAUCUCUACCUCGAUGUUUGUCGUGUGGAGACCUCUGCACAGGGAGGGGAAGGCUUGAGGUUGCCUCCCUUCACUGAGGUGAGCAGCUCCUUGGACGGCUUGUGAGGGCACCUAGAGCAGGGUGUCAGGCUCCGGGGUACCCACGGUCACCUAGAGUAUGACGAGUCUUCAUGGUACUGAUGGUCAGCAAGUGCGCCGACACUCAGUCUCCCUCAGACAUCAUGUGACCCUGGGUACAUGUGAACCUGGGUACUAUGUGUGUGGGGUACAUCCAUCAUGUGACCCUGGGUACUGUGUGGGCAGCAGUCAUCAGCGAACUACAUCCCUAAUUAUGUUGACAUUAAUGAUGUAGCUCCGUAGACUGAACAGUCUGCCACCCACCUGAUGUCGGACUGCAAGCCCCUCUGUUGUCACGAAGAGUUAUCCGUUUGUACAUGUGUAUGCGUACUUGUCUGUUGGCUCGUGUGUCUUUGCUGAUGUCCGUGUACAUGAUUGUCUGUACUCACCUGAAUGUUAUCCCGUGUUUGUAUCAAUCCGCCAGAUGAUGCGGAGGGUUUUACAUUAUUGUCAAGACCCUAGUUGCAGGUUAUUUGUGAAUCGUGCAGGAAGGUGUUUGUUGUCUCUUGUGAAAUGAGAACAUACAUCUGAGAUGACUUACUGGUGACGUACUCACCACACGUCACUUGUCUGUGACUGACUCCUGGUGUGUAGCCUUGUGUAAUAAAUCAUUUUAAAGUAGCAAACACUACUGGUGUCGCAUGUUCAUUAUAAAAAGAAAAUCUGUGAAGAAAUCAAAUUAAUGUUGUGUUUGUGAAAUGACUGUCGCUGAUGACGCCACGGCACCAUCUGUCGAUGGACUA